GUUUGGGUGACUCAGACCACCCCAGGGAUUCCUGAAAUAUCGCAUCUCAAAUGCAGUAAUCGGCCCACACAAAAGGCAUCCCAACCUUUAAUUACACCAAUACGACUACUCAAAGACCAACAUAAAACAGUCACAUUAUGAAACGUAAAUUCAAUUCACUCAUGAAACUUAACACAUAAAUAAUCAAUGUACUAGGCGUGGUACACGAGCCAACCAUUAGUAUGUAUCGACAUGCUUUAUACAUACAUUUUACUUCACUACUACUACUAUAUUAGAAAAAGCUUGAUUUCAACAUGUGUGUUUCAUCUCUAGGGAUCUAUUUUGUUUUCGCGUGUCUGUGUAGUCACCCUUCUUUACACGUGGCUUCCAUGCCUGACCUUUAUCUCUAUUGUAUGCUUUCAUUUAUGUUGAAGAAGAUUAGAAGGUCUUUAGCAGAAUCAACCAUGAAAACAAUAUUAAGAGAAUGGUCGUUGCUCCACAGUAGAGACAACAUGGGAAGAAGAGUAGAAGACUACGCAUAUGCGUCCGCCGCACUGGAUGGUGAGGCUCUAACAUCUGUAGCAUUGAACUUUCAGGCGAAGGAAGAAAGUAACCUAUGGAGUUUAGAAUUGAACAAGUUAUCUUAUAUGUAAGACAAGCAUCUUCGUAGCAUAAUUUGAUCUUGUUCGAGCUAGCUAUAACAAGAAGCAAGGUACAUAGAUGGAAUUAUUGUUCUUGUGAAUUUGUUGACGCAUAGUCUGUAUUUUGCAGAUAUUUGUAAAGAAAUAGCCAAAUAAUGUCCAUUUGUAUGAAAACUCUUCGUCACAAUUUUUUUUAGUUCAAUACGUGCCUACUUGU
Solanum lycopersicum (tomato) is the source of this 837-nucleotide messenger RNA. Lineage: Eukaryota; Viridiplantae; Streptophyta; Magnoliopsida; Solanales; Solanaceae. The record is from RefSeq and is a predicted model, not a curated record.